Molecule: messenger RNA, 2813 nt
Organism: Aspergillus alliaceus
Lineage: Eukaryota; Fungi; Ascomycota; Eurotiomycetes; Eurotiales; Aspergillaceae
Product: E3 ubiquitin-protein ligase
Exons: 1
Coding region: 179-2350 (723 amino acids)
Source: RefSeq, a predicted model, not a curated record
CGGUGACUCCUCCAACUCCACCACAAUCUCUCUCUGUUAUUCAUCUCUAGGCUACACAACUCCUUUUCUAUCUCUGGCGCAAAUCCUCACCGCGCCUAACUGAACCCCCCUAAAAAUCCAACUCACCAUCCGCCACCCGGCCGACCAUGUAGCAGACCCUCCCCCAUCGACAUUAACGAUGGUCCUCUCGCUACCUGUCCCUAGCUUCUCCAAACCCCCAACGCCAACACCAACACCAAAAACAUCAACAACCGCCCCCAGCGACACAACCCCCUCAGCAACCAUCACCGAAGCCCUCCGCAACAACCCCUUCAACAUCCCCUCCCGGUCACGCCUAAUCCCCCAAAUCCAAACCCAAGAACAAGAACAAGAAGAACUAAACAGCGCCCUCGAAACCCUCGCCCACAUCUUCCCUGACAUCAAAGUCGAAGUCUUCCGCGAACUCCUUCUCCGCUUCGACGGCCAAAGCCGCCUCCACGUCUGCGUCGAGCAACUCCUCCGCCACAAAGAAGAAUGGGUCGCCGGCCGCUGGAAUGUUCCCGGCGAUGGUGGUGCUGACGACAACGCCCUACUCCACGGUGGGGGUGGUGUUGUGCCGGUCGAUGAGCGGUUCCGGGCGCCCGAGUAUAAGAGUGCGGUGAGGGGGACGCUGGUGAAGGAGUUUGGUGGGCUGAGUAAGAGUACGGUGGAUGGGGUGUUGGCGGAGGUGAAUUUUUGUUACGGGAGGGCGAGGCCGAUACUCAGGGAGCUUUCGAGGAAGACGUGGCGGGCUACUUUUAGUAGUUUUUUGCCGAGCUGGAGGAAGAGGGGGAGGGAGAAGGGUGGGGAGUGUGAGGAGAGUCAGAGUCCUUUGGUUUUGUGGCGGAGGUCAUCGUCUGAGGGUGGGGAGCUGGUGCCGUUCUUGAAGGAGACGGGGUGUAGGGAGUUGGAUGAAGAGUUGAGGGUGUUUUUGUUGGAGCCGUUGCUUAGGGGGAGGAGAGAGGAAGGGGAGGAGAGGGACCGCUGGUUGGCGGAGGAGUUGAAUGAGCGGGAGGCGAAGGCGGCAGAGGCGAUUUAUGAGUGUGAGUGUUGUUUGGCGGAUGUGACGUUUGAGCGGAUUUCGACAUGCUCGGAGAAUAUGCAUGUUAUUUGCUAUGCUUGUAUUCGGCGGACAGUUCAGGAGGCGCUCUUUGGUCAGGGUUGGGGCAAGUCUGUUGAUGUGGGGAGGUCAACGGUGAGGUGUUUGACGCCGUUUGCUCAUGAUGGGUGUAACGGGAGCUUGCAUCCGGAAGUUGUUAAGCGCGCUAUUCUCCUUGAUAAGGGGGGCACUGAGACCUAUAUGAAGUUUGAGGCUCGGCUGGCUUCGGAGGCGCUGCUCAAGUCUCAGCUGAAGCUCAUUCAUUGUCCUUUCUGCUCAUAUGCUGAGGUCGAUUCGGCAUAUCAUCCCUCCGCCAAGGGGAUCACCUGGCGGUUUCGCCGGGAUGGGGUCAUCUCUACGGUUCUUCUGACUAUCCUGCUCCUAGACUUGGUGCCCUUGCUCGCCAUCCCCGUGAUCAUCCUUUAUAUCCUAGACCCUUCUGCUGUGCAGAAGCUUUUGCGCAAUUCUUUCCUUAACCUGUGUCUUAAGGUUCGCCCCAAGAGAUUCACCUGCUCGAAUCCCCUGUGUCAACGCGUCAGUUGUAUAACAUGCCAGAAAGCAUGGCGUGACCCGCAUGUCUGCUUUGAGCCACUCUUACUUGAUCUUCGGGCUACGGUCGAGGCUGCUCGCACCGCUGCGGUGAAGCGCACUUGUCCCCGUUGCGGCCUGUCUUUCGUCAAAUCCUCCGGCUGCAAUAAGCUAACCUGCGUCUGCGGGUACUCCAUGUGUUAUCUCUGUCGCAAGGGCCUUAGCCCUCCAUCGAAAGCCCCGCAAUUGCUCCGUCCUAGACAGCGUCGGCAGGAAAACAUUAAUCCUGCGGGCGAGAUGGAUGACGAGGUUAACCUCGAUGAUGAAGAAUUCGAAGAGCCGGAGGGAUACAAGCAUUUCUGCGAGCAUUUCCGCAUCAACCCGGGGUCCCGAUGCUCCGAAUGCAAUAAAUGCGAGUUAUACCAAGAUGAAGACGAAGAAGCAGUGGCACGUCGUGCGGGCGAGAAAGCCGAACGUGAAUGGCGUAUGCGGCAAGGCAUGGCCGGCAUCGGCGUCGGAUCCGUCCAAGUCAACAAAUCGUUCUCCAAACAGAACAAGUCCGCCUAUGGAAUGUCUCUACCGGGUCAAGACAGGCCCUUGACCUACUGGCUGGGUGAAGUAUGGCAUGAGGGCCGAUGGAAGAUGGAAGGCCAGGCCUUCGUGGAUUGGAUCGUGGAACGGGUGGUUGUUAUAGAAGAGAUCUAAAUCUUUUCGUGCCCUUUUGGGGAUUUUCUCUUUCUUCUUUCCGCCCUUUACUUUUCUUAGAUCAUGUUUUAAUAUUGGCGUUCGGGCAACAGGGUGAAACAGGACUCGUUGCAUUGCUGCUUGGUUUGUUCUGAUGAUGUGACGAGACAUGACGUUCCUUUGGCUUGUGGCUUUCGAGGAGACUCUCUUCUUAAUUGGAUUAAUAUACCUGGGUCAUCUACUGACUACAAUACAACUCUCUCUUACCAAAGGGCUCUUUGAGGAUAGCAUACUGUUGUUAGAGGUGUAUUAAGUAUUUAUUAGUAAAGGUUUAGUAGUGAUCAGAAGCUCUUAACUUAUUUACGGCUUUGGCUUAUGAGAAGAAACUGCUGUGGGGAUGCUUAGAUAUAUAUCUCUACAUAACUACGGAGUACUUAACAGCCAGCUCUUUGAAUACUCCCUUCUUCACGCAUGAAUUCGCGCC